CACGCGUAUUACGAGGUCUAACGGGUAAAACUAGUGGUCUGACGUACUAUGCUCCUAAUCAUCGCAUCAUUACUUAUUUGCAUUAUCAUCAUCAUAAUUUUUUUCAUUUUCAUCAUCAUUUUUAUCUUUGAAAUGAGAACCUCCUUUUAGUCAACCGCACUCAUGAAAGUAUCACCUCAUAUGUAUUCUCCAAGGGCGUUCGCCUCCCAGAACUUUGGUAAUAACUCGAAUGAACUUUUUCCUCCCGAAUCGCUGUGUCACCGGGACGGCUGGAGGGGACUGAUGACCGAGGGACCACGGCACGGGCAGGCAGUCGAACUUUGGCACGGGUGCGGGCACAUCGGCGCCUACUCACUCGGCAGCACGGGCAAACAUGCCAGUGUCCGCGGCGCUGGAGGACCUGCUGCAGACGCAGGUGGGCGGGCCCGCCUGGGUGCGCGCGCUGGCCAGGGUGGGGUUGCUCUUCAACGCCGUGUGCCAGCUCGGGCUGCUGGUCGCCUUCGGCGUCAACCUGGACCGCGGCUCCAUGGACCGCGCUGCCGUCGCGCUCUUUUUCUUCCUCGGCUUCUUCUGCAUCAUGUACGGCCUCUGGACCCGCGGCGUGUGUGACGAGGCCAUGCGCCGCAGCCUGGUGCCGCUCCUGGAGGUGGCGCGGACCAUCGAGACGGACGCCCUCGCGCCCGGCGGGCUCGGGGCCCUCUACGAGAGCGCGGGCCUGCGGCGGAUGCGGCGGCUGGACAGCGUCAUGCCGCACCUCGUCCGGAUGGUGUGGUGGCAGGCGCCCACGGUGGCCUUUCUGCUGACGACCCUGUUCGUGGUGACGGGGCGCUACCCAGUGCCGCACUGGCCCGAGGGCAGCCACGGCCGCGACCUGGUGGAGCACGGCACUGUCGCGCUGCACUUCGUGCUCAUCGUCUUCGGCGGCCGCAUCUUCCUGGUGGUGUGCGGCUUGCACUGGAUGAGCUCGCUGUGCAUGGACUGCUGCCUGCACCUGCUCGCCGACCGGGCCGCGCGCGCCGCCUCCUGGACCGAGCUGGUUGUCGUCGUGCGCCUGCAUCAGCGCCUGCAGGCGGGCUUCGUCAGCGUGCAGGGCUUCUUCGCCGAGGACCUGUCCGUGAUGGCGCGCCUGAUCCUCUUCUUCGGGCUGAUCGGCGCGCUUCGUAUUGCGUUUGGCGUCAAGGACAUCAACAACAUUGUGAUUCUGACCAUCGUCUACUCGUACAUAGUCAUCGUGUGCAUUGCGGGUGAGAUGCAGGAGUCGGCCGGGGACGAGUUCCAUCACGUCAUCUGCGGCUGCCCCUGGGAGUCCUGGCGGGCCGCGGACCAGGGCAAGUUCCACCUGCUUCUGGGACGCACCGUGAAGCCGGCGCAGGUGCGGUUUCGCUACUUUGGGGCCAUGAAGUUGGACACGCUCUCUACCAUAUUCAACAACAUGUUCAAGUACACGCAGGUGCUAAGUGCGAGCCUCGGCGGCAAGAAGUGGACCACGGAAUAGAAUUAAAUAAUAAUUUAUUUACUUUUGUAAUAAA
Messenger RNA from Frankliniella occidentalis (western flower thrips), 1529 nucleotides. RefSeq lists its product as uncharacterized. The transcript has 7 exons. NCBI's taxonomy places the organism in Eukaryota, Metazoa, Arthropoda, Insecta, Thysanoptera, Thripidae. The record is from RefSeq and is a predicted model, not a curated record. Bases 374 to 1495 code for a protein of 373 amino acids.